Molecule: messenger RNA, 1344 nt
Organism: Mytilinidion resinicola
Lineage: Eukaryota; Fungi; Ascomycota; Dothideomycetes; Mytilinidiales; Mytilinidiaceae
Exons: 1
Coding region: 100-1146 (348 amino acids)
Source: RefSeq, a predicted model, not a curated record
CUUCAUUACUUCAUUUCGUUGGUGGUUUCCCGGUCCACUGGAGCCCAUACCCGACUCCGAAAGCACCCCGGCUUUGCUUCGAACGGACCAACCUCAAACAUGCCAGCGGCAACUACUCAAAAGCACAGUGCGAAUGGAGAUCUUACAAGAGGUGGCCAUAAUAGAGAGCAGACAAACACACAACUCUCAGGAAAUUUCGGGCCAUGGACUGACCAGGUCUCCAUCCGUGGGGCAAAAGCUUCAAUCAAACCCUCGAACACCACAAGCUUCCCCUUCCCGAAACUUUGUGAUUGGGGCAGUGGUGAGCGCGUUAUGAUGGGUGUAGAUGGCCGCGGCGGUGUCUCUACCAGCUCCGGCUACGACCGGGAGUUACCUGCACUACCAAAUGGUACGCCAAAAGCGGAACGUGGCCCUGCAAAUAACCCAAAACGCCAUUUCGAUCCACCAGGGUUCUUGCCGUGCUCCUUCAGCAAACGGUCCGAAACCCUCCCGAUACCCCGUUUUGGUCGACCAGGCUCAUUGUCUUCUCUCAGUCAACCACCCCAAAGCAGACCUGCUCAUAUCCAAGCGGAGCUGAACGUCGCUCCCGCCCCUUACGAACCUACUUUUGGUCGGCAAGGCUCCCUGCCCUAUCUCAGAUCACCACCAGGACUCCCACCACCCCCUUUUAGGCAAUCACAAGGACAACAACCAUUUUAUUUCGGCCCAUCCUAUCCUUCAUACUCAUUCGGUCAACCACCAGCCUCGCCAGGGACCACCCCGAGACGAUAUCUUCGCGAGCCUGUGAUCCAAGUAGUACCGCCGGUAACGUUUACCGACGAUGUUUUGAGCAAAUUGCGGGAUCUUGAGAACUGGAUUCGGGAAUCUAAUGACAAAAGCGAAAUUGGCUCGCCGCCAGUUCUUUCUCGGUACUUUUUUUCCCUUUUUGGGGCGCAGUUUCCUUACAGCUUUGAGCUUAGCGCGUUCGUUUUGGCGCUUGAGAGGGAGGAAACCACUCCUCUCGAUACACCUGCUCCGGGGCUCCCGCCGGAUUUGCGAGUUCUCGACAACAUAGAGCAGGAAGCGGAUAUAGACGGAUACCUCAAGACACCGAUUAAGGAGGAGAUGGAAGCAAUGGUGGAUAAGCUUGUGGAGGAAAACUCUUGAAUACCAAUGGGUUCGUCGAGAAAGCUCGGAGCACUGCCGCCUGGGAUAUCCUUAGCUUUAGAGAAGCAGAUCACUAGGUCACACUGCGAAUGGUUCUUGUCGUAGAUCAUUGUGAUUGGUCACGAAAGAGUGACUUGUACAAUGAAAAGGGCCGUUAGAUCAACUUCUGGUGUAUGGAGAAGAAGUUCUCCUCUCUUC